AUGAAGGCAGUAUGGAAAUCAGCACAAUAUAGCACACGUACGAAGCUAAGAAUCUACCAGAGCUGCAUACUUACCACCUUUCUCUAUGGAUCAGAGUGCUGGCGUAUGACAGAGAAAGACAUGUCUAGGCUAUCUUCCUUCCACACAACCAGUCUCCGGAGAAUCCUAAGGAUAUUCUGGCCCAGAAAAAUCUCCAAUGAGCAAGUACUGGAAGAGACCAAUCAAGAAAGCAUGAGAACCAUCAUCACCAGAAGACGGUGGAAGUGGAUUAGCCACGUGCUCCAAAAAGAAGACACAUCUAUCACCAAAACUGCAGAGUGCUGGACCCAUAAAUGGAAAAGAAAGAGAGGACGUCCUAAAACAACUUGGCGCCGAACAGUGGAACUAGAGAUGAAGGAGACAGGACACAGUUGCGGCACCAUCGAGAGAUUGGCAAGGGAUAGACCGGCGUGGAGGAACUUCGUCGCUGCCCUAAAUGCCACAAGGCGUGACAGGAAAUGA
This is a messenger RNA of Gigantopelta aegis, 501 nucleotides long. RefSeq lists its product as uncharacterized. The transcript has a single exon. The record is from RefSeq and is a predicted model, not a curated record. The coding region runs from base 1 to 501 and encodes 166 amino acids. Lineage: Eukaryota; Metazoa; Mollusca; Gastropoda; Neomphalida; Peltospiridae.